AUGGCCGCGUUGCCCUUCUUGGGCCUUCUGGGAUUUUACGGGCCUGGCAAGGAUGCAGUGAAGCUUCUCGGCAAGUCGGCGACGGCAAGCAACCCCCAGCCAAAAAAGUACCAGCCAAACAAGUACCAGCCAAACAAGAACCAGCCAAACAAGUACCAGCCAAACGUGUACCAGCCAAUCGUGUUCCAGCCAAAGGUGCAAGUCGGCAUUAGCAUAAGCCAGCCUGAAAAGGAUGGAAAAUUCACCAUCAAGUCCAAUGCCAGUAGUGAAUUGGGAAACGUUAUCUUGUUCAAUACCAACGGCGAUUUCAUCGGCGACCAUGAUUUCAAAGGUGAUUCGGGCACCAUAGUUCGGGGAAAGAAUGACGGCAUCUCUGAAGGCACAGUGGCUCUUGCUCAGCCGCGCGCGUACAAGGACCAACAAGCCAUGUAUACAGUCUUCAACGGCGGCGAAGUCCCUGUCUGCGUGGCAUGGGCGACAUUGACGACGCCGGGAGGGGACGGGUACCUGUGGACUGGAGACACUGGCGAGCUCUGCGGCGAGGACUGGUACUUCAGCGGACUUCGCGACGCGGGCUUCACGGGGAUCGAUGGUUACGAGCCAAAAUGCAUCUGGAUCAGCAGCUCUUACGCGAAACAGUAUCCUAACAGCGGGUUUCAGAUUCACUGGCCCAGCUACAAGCCGCAGAAGCGUCCAGGCGCAACGGGAGAUGGCAAAGAGAGCUACAUCAUGCCAUCCUUCCAGAAGAUUCUCCACAGAACGUGCGACCCCGACAGCGCCGUGUUCAGAAUGCACAAGUAUCCCGAUAUUUACACGUCGAAUAUUGUGGGCUACCGGCACCAUAUCAAACUCUUACGCAAUGCCGGAGAGAAAAUCGAACAGGACGCCGAGAAAUCGGAAACACCUCAGCAUGCAGUUAACUUUACCCGAGCCGACUACGAAAAGAUGAUUGCCAAGUUUGCGGAGAAAGCCCAUCAUAAAGCGGGUGAUCGGACCCCCAUGGAGAAGCCUUGGACAGAGUGCGAAGUGGUCACUAUUCGUCAGGAGAACCACAGACGAGCCGAAGCUCUGGCAAGAGGUGAAGAGUACAAGUACAAAGAUGUUUCCCGGGCCGGCUGCCCGCAAAGUCGCCGAGUGGAGAACCUGUUCAACAGACCCUGGGGAAAGGAAGGAUACCUAGACGCCGCAGCCCUGAGCGGCCCAUCGACGGCCAGCGACCCUGCCUCAGCCAGCCAGGAUCUCCCAGGACCAGAGAACCCGUUUAACUGGCUUGUGGUUGACUCCUUCGUUGGCAACAGCGCCGCCUAUCUCUGCAGCAGCAAGUCGUCGCGCGGACCCGACUUUGCCAACGCCAAGGAGGAGAUGUUCUGCCACAUGUCGGACAAGACGCUGCACCCAUUCUGCGCAGCUAACGACAAGAAAACGGCUGAUGGCGGUCCUUGCUUCGACCUCGAGUCGCAGCAGCUUGUUCGCGGCGGAAUUGUCAAGAGACAUUCCCCCUACGUCGCUGUGAUGGACUGGCGGUUCAGAGAAGGGCGGGAUGGAGCCAAGGUGAACCUGAGUCGUUGA
Messenger RNA from Verticillium dahliae VdLs.17, 1569 nucleotides. RefSeq lists its product as uncharacterized. Lineage: Eukaryota; Fungi; Ascomycota; Sordariomycetes; Glomerellales; Plectosphaerellaceae. The transcript has 4 exons. Bases 1 to 1569 code for a protein of 522 amino acids. The record is from RefSeq and is a predicted model, not a curated record.